This is a messenger RNA of Scleropages formosus (Asian bonytongue), 3596 nucleotides long. It is a transcript of the gene fbxl18, whose product is annotated as F-box and leucine-rich repeat protein 18. Gene Ontology annotation, molecular function: protein binding. The transcript has 5 exons. The record is from RefSeq and is a predicted model, not a curated record. Gene Ontology annotation, cellular component: SCF ubiquitin ligase complex. Bases 99 to 2279 code for a protein of 726 amino acids. NCBI's taxonomy places the organism in Eukaryota, Metazoa, Chordata, Actinopteri, Osteoglossiformes, Osteoglossidae. Gene Ontology annotation, biological process: SCF-dependent proteasomal ubiquitin-dependent protein catabolic process.
CGUUCGCAAUCAUGUUCCGAUGGACUACAACAACUCAAGAUGCCCAGAAAUUGUCAGAAUAAAGCUGUUAAUAGUAAGUAGGACGAACCCAUGCAGAUAUGUAUUCUUGCCGAAAACGGACGUCGGAUGGCAACAUGGAUAAUCAAAAUGUAGAGGAGAGGUUCAGUUUGGACUGCGUGGAGCACAGCGGCAUCAGCAUUUCGGGGUUUUCUGACGAGAUCUUGUUGAACAUUCUGACACACGUGCCCAGUCAUGACCUGGUGCUCAGUGUCGGAAGAGUCUGUAAAAAGAUGAAGACUUUGAGUCUGGACAAAAGUCUCACUAACCACGUUAGACUCUCCAAAGAGUACCUGGCUAAUGAUGAUGCUGUUAAACAAGUGGUGAAAGAGCUGGCCAGUGAGAUCCAGACGCUCAGCAUGAGUGGGUGCUACUGGCUUUCUGGGGCUACCAUCGACCAGCUGACCCGGUGCAAGGGCCUCGUCAAGUUGGACCUCUCAGGGUGUCGUCUGACUUCGGUGCGACUCUCCAAGAUCCUUUCCUCCCUUCGGGGUUUGCGGUCAUUGGCCAUCGACAUCAGUGCUGGCUUUGACUCUAACCAGCUGAGCAGAGAGAGCAAAGCCACCCUGAGUAAGAUUAGUGAGCUCAAACAGACACUCUACACACCUUCCUAUGGUGUGGUCCCUUGCUGUACCAACCUGGAGAGGCUGCUGUUGUACUUCGAAAUCUAUGACCUCACCAGAGAAGGGGCCACCAUAUGUUGCCAGCUGAUGGUGGGUCAGAGCAGCAUCCCUCACUACCAGAACCUGCAGGUGUUUUAUGCCCGGCUAGCUCCUGGUGAGGUCAACCAAACACUUGUCAACCUGUACCUGGCUGUUUUUAGUGUCCAUGUGCCAGAGCGCCUGCAUGUCUUCAUCAUCUCUAUCCCAGGGAAUAAUCCAGGACACUGGCCUGCUGCUAAGAACCUCCUAGAUGGAAUUGCCAGAAAUGGGGCCCUGGAGGCCCUGCAGUUGCCCAAGACCUGGCUAGACCAGAGCUCCCUGCAGCGUAUCCUGAAGCACAGCGCGCCCUCCCACCUUAACUUUAGCCGCUGCUCUGUCUUUGGCAGUCAGCUCAUUCACAGCAUCCUGAACGGCGUGAUGGACCUCAGGCAGCUGGUUAGUCUCAAUCUCAGCGGCUGCAUUCAGGGGCUGUACUUGGACUGCACAUGGAAGGCCGACGAGCACAUAGACAGUCACGUUAUGGAGUCGUUGGCGAGCGCUUGCCCCAACAUCAGGCACCUCAACCUGUCCGCGGCACACUACCACAGCACACCUGGCUCGGAGGAGCACCUCUGUGCCGUUCUGACCCGGUUUAAGAGCCUGCGUUCCUUGGCGCUGCCAGUGUGUGCUGUCUCAGACGGUGUGAAGAAUCCGGAAUACGCGGCGAGGGGUAGCACGGCUCCGAUCUCCAGCUCGCUUAUGCUCGGCCUCAGGAAGGGCACCCGAGUGGGCCUGCAGACAUAUAAGGUCAACUCGGACCUAAGGGAUGAGCAGACGAGCUCCAGCUUCCGCGCCCUUCUGGAGGGUAACCCCUUCCUGGAGGAGAUUGAACUCAUAGGGUCCAACUUUUCAUCGGCCAUGCCUCGCUAUGAGCCGGCCAUCCGUAAGGAGCAGGCAGCCUGCAGCUGGGCAGGCCACAUCGGAGACUCGGAAGUAGCAGCCCUGGGGGCUUUAGGUUUCCUUCGCAGGCUGACUUUAGCGCAGCUCCCCGGCAUCGUGAAAGGCACUGGCCUGGUCGAGGUGGCCAUGAAGUGUCGGGACCUGCAGGUGCUUUCAUUAGCCAACCUGGGAUUGUUGAAAAAUACCACCUACAUGCCAGCUCUCAUCGAGGCCUUGCCUUACUGCAAACAGCUCAAAGACCUCAGACUGGAACAACCCUACAUAAAUGCCAAUGCACGCUUCUUCCAGGCCUUGAGCCAGUGCAGCUCCCUGCGCCGCCUCUGCCUCAUAUCCCGCAACGGCACCUUCCAGGCUGAUGCCGUGACGGCAUUCAUGGCCAGUUGUCGCGACGUCAUCAUGUGCCACAUGUUCAUGGGUGGGAGCCUCGUGGCCUGCAGGAACCUGCAGAAGGCCCUGCAGGACAGCUUUGCGGCAGAGCGCCCAGCACUCAGCGUGGUGAUCUACCCGUUGCUGCACGAGGACCUGGCUCUAGUAAUCAGAGAGAUGCCCCUGCUCCACCUGGACGAGAUCACCCUCUUCAGGAGCCGCGUGGCCGAGGACCCGCCGCGCCUCUGGUGGUAGCGGCGGACCGCGAGGCACCGCUCGCCUUUCUUCCGUGAGGUGAAAACGCUUAAGCCGGGCACUGCGCUUUGUCCUCGAGUUGACGCGUCUCGCUCGUUUGGAGGACUCGCUCUGGACACUGGACCUCGGGGGGCCGAAUCAGAACUUAAGAGCGGGAUCCUACAGAGUUCGGGGUGCUCUUAGCGCACCUAUUCUUCUGUUCCCGCCCACCCAUCAUUUCCCCUUUUGUUUCUCUGUUUGCAGUCUGACGACGUAGUAGUGGUGCCGCCUUUACAUUUCAUUCUCCAAUAUUGUGAGCCUCGCAGCAGUUUUGUUUACCGGGCGGCUAAACCGUUCUUAAAUGACCCCGUUUCAGGAAUGGGUCCCCCUGGUGGCUGCGGCACCGCAGAAACCGCACGCUCCCGCUGAUUCUAAAUUUGCACUACUGCUCUGGUCUCAGCGGAGGCCGGCUAUUACCAUCUGAUUACUUUCCACCCCCCCGGUCCCGCUGCGUGACCGCGCUCCGCAAAGCGCCGUGAGACCGCGAGACAAGCGAGGACCCCCGCCCGAAUGGCACCGUCACCUUUUGAUUCCCUCACCGCACGCGAAUUGAACUGAUUGCUGAUUGUCUAUUGAACGGGAGUAAUUUGUGAACAGAAGCUUAAUGGGUAGGGAGGAUGUAAAAAGCAAUAUACCUGAAGACCAGCCCUCCCCACCCCAAAACGUUCACCUUCUCUCAGCCGGGGUCCUUUUCCAAUCACGAGUUAGAGAGCAUGCAGUUCUCCCUCUUCGGCGACUCUCGGCCUCUGAUCAAGUUAACAACAAAACGCAAAACUACAAUCCCGGGGUAGGGAAAAAUGUCGUCCUCGCUGGCUUUCCGGGGUCCUUCGUUCCCCACAGAUCAACGUUUGCCGAACUCCACUUUUCCCGACGCGCGUCGGCGAACGCGGACAAAUCGGCCCCGUCUCCGUCUCGUGCCGCUUCUCGGGCCGUCGUCUCGCAAGACGAAUAAAAACGCGAUGCGGGACACCGGGCUCUGCCGUUCACGAUCCGGGGAGGCAUCAGAAGCAAAACGGGUGUGUCGUUCGUGUCGUCUGUCGGAGCCGCGUGUUACUGUAAUUCAGACCAUGUAUUACUUGUGUUUAUUGCAGCGGGGGAGACGGAUUGUCUCUGCGCUCCGUGCUCAAAGGUAAGCAGGUAAAGUAAACAUAUCCAUCUUGCGAAAACCUUCCUUGUGGGAGCAGGAGAGAAAUCCGGCCUAAUCCAGCGAGAGCUGCGUCCGCAGCGCUGUGGAUUUAAUUAACUGCUUCACGGAUAAGAUCUGCUUUCUUUGCCCCC